CGACAGCGAGGACGACCCAGGGAGCCCACCAGCGCGGAAGCCGACACCGACCAGCGCAGGGGGUGCUCUGGGAGCCCGCGCGGCCGCGGCGGCGGUCCGGGCCGCCGUCCAGGGGCGCGCGCCGAAGCGCGCGGCACGGCCAGCGGGGCCGCCGCUCGAGGAGUCGUCCGGGGGCCUCUGCCGGGAGGUGCCGAAGUGGAUCACGAGGCGCGGGCGCGUCGUGCACGUGGAGCUGGGCGGGCGCGGCAUGCGGGACCCAGCUGCGAAGGUCAUCGCGAAGGUGGUGUGCGCCGCACUCACGGCCCCCGGGCGGCUGCGUUGCGCCGAGGAGGCGUCGUUCCACCUGGCCGGCAACCAGCUGGGCCGCGCAGGAGUGUCGGCGAUCCUGGACGCCGCGACGACCGCAGGCGUGCACGUGGCCAGCCUGGACGUGGAGAGGAACUGCCUGGACGGCCCGGCUGGCAAGUGGCUCGCGGGCUGGUGCGGGCGGCAGCCCGGCGGACCCCCGCGGAAGGUCUUCCUCUCGCACAACGCCCUCGGCGGCCCCGCCCUGGAGCGCCUCCUGCGGGCGCUCGCCGCCGGUUCCCCGCAGGGCCAGGCCGCGGCCGUGCCGGUGCUCCGGGAGGUCAGAACAAGGUCGAUUCGGUGGACGCGUUGCUGGACCGCGUGGCGCUCGAGACCACGGUCUGCCUAG
This is a messenger RNA of Prorocentrum cordatum, 694 nucleotides long. NCBI's taxonomy places the organism in Eukaryota, Dinophyceae, Prorocentrales, Prorocentraceae. The record is from the annotation of a GenBank genome assembly.